Dentiscutata erythropus is the source of this 822-nucleotide messenger RNA. The record is from the annotation of a GenBank genome assembly. Lineage: Eukaryota; Fungi; Glomeromycota; Glomeromycetes; Diversisporales; Gigasporaceae.
AUGUCCAAAAUCAUUAAAAAAAGAUCCAAAACGGAUAUUGCUAAUUGGGGAGAAAAUGAUUUUGAGUCAUUAAAAAAAUCUUUAGAACCGUUUAUAUCAUAUAUUCGAUUUCAUGAAAUAUCUCGAGAUGAUUUUUAUCAUCAUGUAAGACCUUAUAAAAAAGCGAUACCAGAAGAUCUUUAUGAAGAUUUAGUUGGCUAUCUGAUGGCAAACAUAAAUCCUAAAAUUUCAAAAUUGCCCUCACGUCUUGGAUCUAUUAAAAUUGAUUCUGUUAUAAUUGAAAGAGACAAAGCUGCAAUCAUUACUAAUUGGAUUGAGAAAAGAGAUAAUUUUUUCAGGAAACCUUUUUAUCAAUUUACUCUUACUUAUCGAGCAACACGCGACGGAUUUGAUUAUAAUAACUUUAUUGCAAAUAAUUGUAAUUGCGUAGUUCUUGGGUUAAUUAAGGUCUCCGACUCGGGAAAGAUAAUUGGUGGAUAUAACCCUCUAGGUUUGAGAAAUAUGAACAAUUAUAAUCAUAACUAUAAUAGGGGACGUCUUCAUCGUGCGCAGUGGGAAACUACUGAUGAUAGUUUUAUCUUUUGUUUCGAAGAUGGAAAAAGUUCUGAUGACCAUAUACUAAGUCGUGUAAAUGAUCCAUCAUACGCAAUUUAUAACUAUGGCGGGAAUUGGAUGAAUUUUGGAAAUGCUGAUUUAAUAGUAAAUGGUCAGAACGGAACUUGCUCGCAAUGUCAUUAUGAAUUGGAGAUUUUGGAUGCCAAUAAUUUUGUCGUUGAAGAGUUAGAAAUCUUUGUCGUGCAAAAGACUCUAACAAAAAAUUAG